Messenger RNA from Helianthus annuus (common sunflower), 644 nucleotides. Its product is annotated as clathrin interactor EPSIN 2-like. Gene Ontology annotation, biological process: endocytosis. Gene Ontology annotation, cellular component: endosome; clathrin vesicle coat; plasma membrane. Gene Ontology annotation, molecular function: clathrin binding; phospholipid binding. Bases 90 to 437 code for a protein of 115 amino acids. Lineage: Eukaryota; Viridiplantae; Streptophyta; Magnoliopsida; Asterales; Asteraceae. The record is from RefSeq and is a predicted model, not a curated record. The transcript has 2 exons.
CGGGAGCUCUUGCUAUAGUCCCUCAAGAACGAGACAAAAUCCACUGUUUGUUUGGGCUGAUACGUUGAACCGUGGGCUCGUUAACCUGAAUGAAUAUAGCUGGAUCUAAAACAAACCCAUUGUCGGAUAUUGGAGUAGACUUUGAAGCGCUGAACAGGAAGGAUAAAAGAAUGGAGAAACCAAGUGCAACCGCGGUUACGUCAACUACAACCAUGGGUUCGGGUUCUGGAAUCGGACGUGCGGGUGCAGGUGCACUCAGACCCCAACCGAACCCCAUGAUGGGUCCCAGCAUGGCUGCACCAGGUUAUGGAGGCAUGAACCAGCCCAUGGGCCAGUUCCAAAUGCAACCACCGUCAGCAGGGUAUCUACCGCCUGGAACUUACAAUCCUAUGAUGGGUCGUGGCGGUGGUCAACAGCCGUAUGGUGGUUAUAGAUAAAUUGAAGAGGAUCUUUUGAACCGGACGGGAGAUUUAUUGUGAGGGAAAGAUGCAAUCGUUUCGUUUGAUGAAGAAGUUGUUCACGUUAUGUAUGAUUGUAUCGUGUAAUAUGCAUAUGGUUUUGAUAUGUUGUAGGUAUUGUGAAGUUUGUAUAUGAAGAGGACAUAACCAAACUCAGGUUGCCUCAUAGAACGGUUUUUUGUCGUA